Molecule: messenger RNA, 5955 nt
Organism: Ochotona curzoniae (black-lipped pika)
Lineage: Eukaryota; Metazoa; Chordata; Mammalia; Lagomorpha; Ochotonidae
Gene: IGFBP5
Product: insulin like growth factor binding protein 5
Exons: 4
Coding region: 799-1614 (271 amino acids)
Biological process (GO): regulation of insulin-like growth factor receptor signaling pathway
Cellular component (GO): extracellular region
Molecular function (GO): insulin-like growth factor II binding; insulin-like growth factor I binding; fibronectin binding
Source: RefSeq, a predicted model, not a curated record
UUUGGAAACUUCUGUCGGGGGAAGACUAGGAAGGAGCUGCAAAGCGCUGUGGGCUUCUUCCUUUCUUUUCCCCCUUUUUUCCCUCCUUUUAAUGACCCCCUUCCUCCGUUUGCACCCUUCCCCGGAGUUCACGCAGAACCUGCGAAUUUCGGAGAGGUGUGACUGAGUGGGAGAAGAGAGGUGCUAGCGUCUGAUUUUUUUUUUUUUUUCCUCCUUCGUUUUCUUGAUUUCAACAUUUUGUCCCAACCUCUAGGCUGCAGCCAAUCUUUCUUACCUGUUCGCGGUAGCCGCGCGCCUCGGGCCGCUGGAGGUUAGAAAGGAGUGGGGGGUGCAUUUUAGAUUUUUAAGCAAAGAAAAAAAAAAACUUUUUUAAGACAAACCCAGUUUUUCUCCCCCUUACCCUUUACAGCCCCCUGCUGCAGAGUCUUUCAACCUCAUUCCUGCGGACGCUGCUUUGGGGAGCGAUUUUGCGAUUUUCUCCCACACAGCCUCUGCUGUUCAGAUCGGCUCUGGCUGCGGGCUUUUUCCAGUCUCCGCCCACUCUGAGUGCACCUGGCGCGGCUCUUUUUUGCCCCCAACCUGUUGCAGGCUUUUAAUCUUUGCAACUAAGACUUCCUCACAGCCACCUCAACUCUCCCCACGUCUCGCUGCAUCUGGCGAGUGUCUGGGGAAGGACACCUGCUUUUACCUGCCAGAGACAAAAAGAAUUAAUAAAUCUCCGGGAGCCCUCCCUCUCGGGCCCCUUAACUCCCCUGCACUCUCGCUCUCCUGCCCCGCCCCGAGGUAAAGCGCGAGAAGAUGGUGCUCACCGCAGUCCUCCUGCUGCUGGCCGCCUGCGCGGGGCCGGCCCAGGGCCUGGGCUCCUUCGUGCACUGUGAGCCCUGCGAUGAGAAAGCUCUCUCCAUGUGCCCCCCCAGCCCCCUGGGCUGCGAGCUGGUGAAGGAGCCAGGCUGUGGCUGCUGCAUGACCUGCGCCCUGGCCGAGGGGCAGUCGUGCGGCGUCUACACCGAGCGCUGCGCGCUGGGGUUGCGCUGCCUCCCCCGGCAAGAUGAGGAGAAGCCGCUGCACGCUCUGCUGCACGGCCGCGGCGUUUGCCUCAACGAGAAGACCUACCGCGAGCAAGUCAAAAUCGAGAGAGACUCCCAUGAGCAUGAGGAACCCACCACCUCCGAGGUGACGGAGGAGACCUACGCCCCCAAAGUCUUCCGGCCCAAGCAAAGCCGCAUCUCCGAGCUGAAGGCCGAGGCUGUGAAGAAGGACCGCAGAAAGAAGCUGACCCAGUCCAAGAUCGUGGGCGGAGCCGAUAACACUGCCCACCCCCGGGUCAAUGCUGCCACUGAGACCAGACAAGAAUCCGAGCAGGGUCCCUGCCGCAGGCACAUGGAGGCUUCACUGCAGGAGCUCAAAGCCAGCCCACGCAUGGUGCCCCGGGCCGUGUACCUGCCCAACUGUGACCGCAAAGGAUUCUACAAGAGAAAGCAGUGCAAGCCUUCCCGUGGCCGCAAACGUGGCAUCUGCUGGUGCGUGGACAAGUAUGGCAUGAAGCUGCCGGGCAUGGAGUACGUGGACGGCGAUUUCCAGUGCCACGCCUUCGACAGCAGCAACACUGAGUGAUGCGACCCAUCCCCAUCCUCCCCUCGCCCCCCCACCCCUAGCCCCCCACUCCAGCCAGCGCCUCCCUCCACCCCUGGACGCCACUCAUUUCAUCUCAUUUAAGGGAAACACACACACGUACACACAUACAUGUAUAUAUUCGAGGAAACUAAGGGCCUCGGAAUCUCCAGUAAGGGCUCAACUUUGGAAAGGGCAAAACAGCGGAGAUGCCAGAAGCUAUAAAGAGACCUCCACUUGGGCAGGGCUUUCUUGCUGAGGCAAGCUGAAAGAGUAGCGAAGGACAAAAGAAAGAAUCAGAGAAAGAGAUGGGAGGAAAGCUUCGGUGUAGGACAGAACGGAAGAGGGGAUCGAGUGACCAGAAGGAAGACAGGGACGUGGUGGGCACAAAGAAAGGAAGGCCACGGGACCAGGGCUGGGGCGGCUUUUGCGUCACCCAGCCCUGGCCUGGGGAUGGGGAGAGGUCAAAUGGCAAAAGGCAUGAAGGCCUGAAGUGUGGCUUCGGUGGAGUUUUCCCAGUUCAGAUUGGACAGGAAGACAAGAAGAGACUGUGGGGGUUGUUGCCUCUGCUGGAUCAGUCUCCUUUUCCAGCCAGUAAAUGUGGACGGCCCCCACCCCACCCCACCCAGCUCCGUGCUUCCUGCCCUACUAUACCCUGUAUCCCCCAAACAUAUGCAAAAGCAUUCCACUCCUCUGAAGAGAAAAUGAAUUCCCCAUUGAGUGAUCUCAGAUAAGUCUCCCCAGAGCAGAUCCGUACAGAUGAAAUCCAUGUGCCCAUUUCACAGAUGCACAGAAGUCAGUUUCCACCCGAAUUGGAAAGACUGGUUCUUGCAGAGGGACUGGAAGGCCUGCUGAACGCUGUGGCUUCAGCUCCUCAUGCGUUCAUUUCUCAACUCAUGCAGCACCCUCUGUGGAGGAGGACGGGCUGAAAGACGGUGGGCUUGUAUUAUCUACAAGGCUCCAUAUAGUCAUAUAUAGGCAUGUAAAUCUAUUUCCUAUCUCUUUUUCCUUUCUUUUUUUUUUCUUUGCAUUAAUUUUUUCAAAGUAGUUCCUUUGGGAGCAUUGAGAAGCUUCCUCGUUCUAGGAAAACCAAGAAAACAUAUAUAGUCCAAGUAUAAUAACCCAUCCUUUCCAUUUGCCCUCCCCUAGCCAGGGUUCUCCGGAGGCAGCCAAGCCAGGUCUUGGUGGGGCUUGGUAUUGGAGAGUGGCAUGAUUUCUCACUUCAGAUGGACCCAGGCAGCCCCUUGGUGCUGGGCACAUCCCAUUCUAGCCUUCAGACCCUCAAGAGACUGUCCUCUUGGGACACCUGGACACCUGACCAAUUGAGCCCAAUAUAGGUCUAAGUGGGGCCCUGGGGCAUACUCCAGCUCUCUCCUUACCUGAGGAGAGAGUGUUUGGAAAGCCUCGCUCGGUCUUCAGGCUGGCAGAACAGGAGAUAGAUUGACGCGAGAGGUGGCAGAGAACCAGGUGGUGGGGCAGAAGGCAGAUUCAGAGCAGUGGCAAGCUGGUCUUUCAGGCCAGACAGCAUGGAGACAGGGGGCUGCAGGAACAGGGAAGUGACACAAGGGGGCGCAGUCAACAGACUGUCUAGGGAAUUGCCAAUGCCAAAACCCACUACUGGGAUUAUAGAAUUAGGAGGGGAGAGAAUGGUGGAGCAGGUUGUAAGAUAGAAAUGAGCUCACUUCCAGCCACAAGUCCAGGGAAGAUGAAGGUGGUGAGUUCAAGACUCCAGGGGCCAGUCGGAAACGAGGAUCAGCCGGGACUGGCAGACGUGAAAGAUGGCCCAUCUUCAGAUCCCUGUGAGCACCGAGGCCAGAGUUUUUCCUGCUCCUCAUCUGUUCCAGCCCAGCCCUGCUUCCUCCCAGAGGCAGAGGAUGGACCAAGGACCCAGGACAACCAGAGGCAAAUGCCUCAGACUGCCGGCCUCCAACCUAAGACAGUCUCAUCUGCUAUGCAUGGGUGGUCUUGUCACUGACCUGGAAGGCUCAUAGCCCACCCACCAAGAGGGCUUGGACAUGGAAAAGGAGGCCCUUUCUUGCUGUGGAUACAGCUUUCUCUCCUGAUGGCAUGACCCAGAAGAGACCACCCGCCAACACGAAACUCGAGGCAGUGAAAAGGGACUGCUAAGGAGCAAAACCAUGGAAAAUGUAUAGACAGUUGUGCCCCUUGAUGGAUGUCUCCUAUGCCCCUAGACGGGACGGCUGGCUAGGGGGCGGGAGAGCUGGUCCGUCUCGCUGAGACAAAGGGCCUGAUGGGAGUAACAUCGUGAAAACUGCCUGACCUCCUGCAUCAGUGAACCCCGCUAUUCUGCACGGCUACACCCCAAAACCCCACCCCUCCAGUUCUGUGUCUUAGGCCAGUAUUCUUGCACUUUGCCAACCCCAUUCUUCCUCCUGCCACUCUGUUUUUGGAUCUUAAGCAGCCGUGGAUACUGGGGUGCCACUGCCCCUAAGAAAAGACUGAGCCAGGAACUGCCUCCUCCUUCUCCUCCCUCCUCAUCCCCAGCCAUUUGCUGGACUUGAACCAAUGCCCCUUGUCUUGGCUCCCUGCUGGCAGCCGCAGGUGUUCUGGAGUUUAUGCCUACCAAUACAAACCUGUGUGUCUCCCUGGCUCAAGCGGGAUGUGUCUGCACAGUCAGCCAUCCCAAGAGGAAAUUGGACCUUGGUGGACACGUGGGAUGAAGCUCAUGAGUGGGAGAUGCGGCUGCAUGCAGGGUGUGGAGCCCGUGGCAGGGAAUCAUCUAGGGAAAGCUGACCACUUGGAGCAAAGUGGAUGCAGGUUUGAGUGGUGCCAGCAGGUGCAAGUCCUGAGUAACGACUUCCUGGGCUCCAGGCUGCCACUGGCCAAGUCAGCCGGCCCCAUAGCCUGGGACGCCCAGGUCUAAUGAGGGCCGCUUUACCCUCUGACCCAAGCCUCGCUCCAGCAGUGCGCAAUAUGUUUCUGUCUUUCCCAGUGCCACCUGGAGCAGAGAGAAGCUUGGACAGGAAUGCUUCCCGCUUCCUCCCAGCCUGCCCUGAUCACUUGAGCUUGGCAAAGGGCACCUGGUGAGAGAGACUCAGAUGCUUCUCAGACAGCCAGGCCUAGUUGGACAGGCCUGGGACACUCAGUCGCGACCCAGGGAUGGCCCUGCAGGGGUCACCUGUCCUCCCCAGCUGCAUCCUCCUAUCACUGCCUCAUGAUCUUCAUGGUAACCGCAAGAGGUUCACCUCCUCUGAGCAAGGUGACCCUGCACCACCCUCUUCCCAGCUGACUCACGACAGGGUUGCCAUGGCUACCGCCACACCCACCAGGCCCCCUCCCCAAGGUAGGCCGAUUGUUUCCCCACAUGCCCCCAGCCCCGCCGCACCUCCAUCCAUGGAUUAAGACAGAGGAUGCCAACCCUGAGUGGGAUCUCCAGAUGGAGUGGGCUGAGGAGGAGCCUCCCGCCAGUCUCAGAGAGGAAGGAGGCUGAGUUUUGAGCAGAUCGGGGACAGAGGGAGGGGUUUCAGCAUCCAACCAUCUGAGUGUCGUACUGUCUGUUUUUUUAAAAACCACUAAGGUGCAAAGACCUGUUUGCACCGUUUUUUUUUCUUUCCACCUUACUCUUUUCUUGGACUUUCAGGUUUUCACUUCGGUUUUUUUUUUUUUUUAAACACAUUUUCUUCGUUUUCUCACGGAGUCUGUACCGCAGAGAUCAGCAGAUUCCAGCUUCUUCAGGCCUUCUGGAUGGGGAAGGGGAAGUGGGGCGGGCCGGAAGGGGAGGGGGCCCCCAGGCACCCUGUGUCAUUCUCCCCGCUCUUCUCUGGUCCUCCAAUCACCAUCCUGAGCCCCAUCUGCCACCAGCACCAUCACACGGUAGCCCACACGGAUAGCACAGUUGACAGACAAGAUUCCUUCAGAUUCCGAGCUGCCUGCAAGUUGGUAUUUUUGGUUUUUGUUUUUUUUUGUUUAUUUCUCUCCUUCAAGACAGCAAUAACCGCAUCACAUAUUACUGUAGCGUUACAUACAUGCAUACCACGGCUCUGGUCUCUCGUUUUCAUUCUCAAUUAAAAAAAAUAAUAAUAAAUGCUCAUAUUCAUUACUGGUGAAAAAGAUGGAACCAUAAACCGACGAACAAAACCAGUUUGUGAACAGCGAAAGGCGGAAGCAGAUCUUGCGAACGUGGAAGAGCUCAGCUCCUGUUUAGGGUUUUGUACUUAAGGAAAUAAAAAGAACACAAAACGACAAACAACCCAGAGGAUCUCACAUUUUAUUAAAAAAAAAAAAGUGUGAAGAUUGCUGUAUGCUAUUUAUUCAACUUAUAAUUUAUGUUACUCCUUGAUCUUUGUCAUGACAAAGCAUUUAUUUAAUAAAGUUAUGCAUUCA